Anneissia japonica is the source of this 1040-nucleotide messenger RNA. RefSeq names its product glyoxylate reductase/hydroxypyruvate reductase-like. Gene Ontology annotation, molecular function: hydroxypyruvate reductase [NAD(P)H] activity; NAD binding; glyoxylate reductase (NADPH) activity. Bases 54 to 1040 code for a protein of 328 amino acids. Lineage: Eukaryota; Metazoa; Echinodermata; Crinoidea; Comatulida; Comatulidae. The transcript has 8 exons. The record is from RefSeq and is a predicted model, not a curated record. Gene Ontology annotation, cellular component: cytosol.
CAGCUUAAUCGACAGACUUUAACUAAACGAGAAGUUGUAUUUCGAUUCUUCGAAUGGAUUAUUCUAUGACUAAACGUAUCUUUGUUACUCGGCAAAUAUCACCAAAGGCGGUGACUAUGUUAAAGAAGAGGUGCAAUGUUAUCAUGUGGGAAAGUGAGGACCAACCCGUACCAAGAAAUGAACUCUUAAAAAGAAUUGUGGGAUGUGACGGACUGUACUGUCUUCUAACAGAUAAUAUUGAUGUCGAGGUUAUAGAUGCUGCAGGGCCUAACUUAAAGAUAAUUAGCACAAUGUCUGCUGGGUUUGAUCAUAUCGACAUUGUUACCUGCAAGCAGAGGAACAUUACAGUUGGCUUCACUCCCGACGUUCUCACAGCAACAGCAGAGCUUACUGUCGCCCUCUUGCUAAUGGUUUCACGGAGAACAGUCGAAGGAGUCAAUAUCGUAAAAAGUGGCGGUUGGGGUAGCUGGAAGCCUAUUUGGAUGUGUGGUUCCAGCUUGUCUGAUAGUACCGUCGGUAUCGUCGGCUUAGGAAGAAUUGGCCUUGCUGUAGCAAGAAGAUUAAAGCCAUUUGGUGUUAAAAGAUUUUUGUAUAAUAACCAGAAUCCCAAAUCUGAAGCAGACAUAAUUUGUGCAGAGUUUGUUUCAUUUGACAAACUUUUGAGAGAGAGCGACUUUGUGGUUAUUUGUUGUCCGUUGACCCCUGACACUAAAGAAAUGUUCAGCCGACAUGCCUUUGAAAAAAUGAAGUCAUCAGCCAUUCUGAUAAACACAAGCAGAGGGGGUAUUAUACAACACGAUGAUUUGUACCAAGCAUUAAAAACUGGUCAGAUUAAAGCCGCAGGACUGGAUGUGACCACGCCAGAACCAUUACCUAGUGAUCACCAACUUCUUAGUCUAACAAACUGUGUUGUCCUUCCCCACAUCGGCAGUGCAACUGAAGACUCAAGAGAUCUAAUGGCAGUAUUAGCAGCGGAGAACCUGCUGGCUGGACUCGAGGACUUGCCAAUGCCCCAUGAAGUAAAUAUAGGGGUGGAAUGA